AAAUAGAUAUGGAAGGAGCAAGAAGAUAUUUCGUAGGAGGAAACUGGAAGUGUAACGGAGCACUUGAGUUCAAUAAGUUCUUGAUCGAGGACGUAAUCAAUAAGCUUGAGUUUGACCCAGCUAAAGUUGAUGUAAUUGUUGCUCCAACAACACUUCAUAUCGCUAUGGCCAAGGUCAUGGUUGCCGAUAAUGUCAAGGUAGCAUCUCAAAAUGUCUCCCUCUAUGGAACUGGAGCUUACACCGGUGAGAUUGCUGCUGAGCAAUUGACUGAUUUUGGAAUUGAGUGGGUCAUCAUUGGACAUUCAGAAAGAAGAGCACUCUAUGGAGAAGCUAAUGAAACUGUAGGAACUAAGGUCUCUAAUGCUCUUGAAGCUGGACUCAACGUAAUCCUUUGUAUUGGAGAAACACUUGAGCAGAGAGAAUCCAACUCCACCAAUGAUGUCUUGAAGGAGCAGCUUGAUGCAUGCAAAGAAUCAGUUAAAGAUUGGAGCAAGGUGGUUAUCGCUUAUGAACCAGUCUGGGCUAUUGGUACUGGUAAAGUUGCUACUCCAGAGCAAGCCCAAGAGACUCAUGCUUAUAUCAGACAAUGGAUGGCUGAGAAUGUCUCUGAAGAAGUAGGUGCUGCAACCAGAAUUAUCUAUGGAGGAUCUGUAAACGACAAGAACUGUGGUGACUUGAUCAACCAAUCUGAGAUAGAUGGAUUCUUGGUGGGAGGAGCUUCUCUCAAGCUAGCUUUUCAGAAGAUUGUUUCAACUGCUAGCGAACACCAAGGAACUCAAGAAAGUGCUUAGGUUAAAACUUCAUCAUUUUAUUCCACACCAAUAGUAUUUGCC
Molecule: messenger RNA, 833 nt
Organism: Moneuplotes crassus
Lineage: Eukaryota; Ciliophora; Spirotrichea; Euplotida; Euplotidae
Source: the annotation of a GenBank genome assembly